AGUAUGCAAUGCAUACUGCUCAGCUACAACCCCCAAUUAUACUGCAACUGGGGUAUUCGUGACUGGACGUCUGGGGGAUCACACACAUUUCCGAUUAGAGGAGGAGGAGGAGAGAGAGAGAGAGAGAGAGACACACACACACACACACACACACACACACACACACACACACAGAGGGAGGGAGGGAGGGAGAGAGAGAGAGAGAGUUUACCCUUUCAUUUCAACCAAUGAGACGGUAGAUACACUAACAUUUUCAUAGUUGUGCAGGAGCACAAAGUGAGCUGUCUGUGUGAACUUCCAGGUAAACUGCAAACCGACUCAAGCUCCUGAUAUUCAGGUCUUCUCCUCUUUAAGCCCUCGAGGCCGCUCCUCCAGGCUUUGAUGCCCACACUCUUUGACGCAGGUGGACAGACACAGGCAUGAGUAACAGUGGGACCAAAGAGCCGUCUCCCCAGCCGAGCACCGCCCAGUCACCUCCUGAGCCUCAGCGCAGGGGCAGGGGUCGGCCACGGAAACAGCAGCAGGAGCCUGUUGGACCACCAACUCCAAAGCGGCCGAGAGGAAGACCGAAAGGCAGCAAAAACAAAGGCCCCAGAACUGCACUGAAGAAAGUAGAGCCUGUUGGGGAGAGACGACCACGUGGGCGACCAAGGAAAUGGCCCCAGAAAGUAGUUCAAGAAGCAACUGAAGAGCAGCAGGGCCCUUCAGAAGAGGCUGAGGAGGGUCCCUCGCAGCUUGAGCCUUCUACAUCUCAGGUCCCAGCGGAGGAGGAAGGGGAGUAGAUAGGAUGCCUCUCUACCUACCUCAAGGUUUGGCCUCAGACAAACAGGGGUACAGUCUGACUCCUAUCUGUGAUGGGGAUUCAGGAACACACACACUCACACACACAAAAUCAUUGCAUACGGUGGUUUCUUCUCCUCAUCCGAUACUGUACCCUGGUUUUGUUGGUUCACUAUAAGAGUUUGGUGAACAAACUCUGUUUUAACAUGGAUGGAUUUGAUCUUUGGAUAUGGCUUUUGUUAAAGGAGUAGUUCCACAUUUUGGCCAACACCCUUUCCUCACUUUCCUGCCCGAGAGUUCAUUCAGAAGCUUGAUACCACUCUACGGUAAAUUAAGCUUCUGCCAACAACUGAUGAGCUUAGCUUAGCACAAAGAGUUGAAACAGACAGAAAGAGCUAGCCUAGCUCUGUCUAAAGGGAACAAAGUGUGCUUACCAUUACCAUCUAAAGCUCAUUAUCUAACAUCUUAUAUCUCGUUUGUUUAAUCCAUAAAUAAACCAAAGUGUAGAAAUUACAUUUUUUUAUGUUUUUACAGGGGUCAUGUGCCUUUUGAGUUUACUAGUAGGUGGGUUUGUUAUACCUUUUGGCAGAGCUAGGCUGUUUCCAGUCUUUAUGCUAAGCUAAGCUAAGCUAAUCCUUUUUCAAUUCAAUUAAUUCUAGGCAAGAAAGCCAAGAAGCGUAUUUCCCAAAAUGUCCAACUAUUCCUUUUAAGGAUUCUUGCUUUCCUGUCCCUCCCAGUGUGUGUGUGUGCGAGUGUAUGUGUGUGUGAGUGUGAGUGUGUGUGGUGGUUGUGUGGAGAGGGGGGCAGGGUUGCGGGCUAAAAUGAGAGGGGGGUUUCAAGAAAAAAAAGGAACCAAACUAAACCGUUUUAUUGAAACAUGUUUCUAAAUCAAGUGCCAUGAAUCCUCAUAUGAAACGGGAGCAAGACGGUGACAUUUUUACCAAUGUUACAAUAUAAACAUGGUGCUCUGAAGUCAUUAUUAUGAAAGUAGACGUGAAAGGUUUUAGCCCAAAAUGAAAUAUCCAAUUUGGGGAGGGGAGAAAUGUCUUAUUACGUUCAUUGUUCAGAGUAAAAAAUACAUUGCAAAUGUCAAUGUAAGCAAGAGUACAGUAUUCAAGUUAAUAACCUCAGUGAACACCGUUUUUUUCUUCCCCCUUCCAACCAGCAGCUGUUUUAAGAAAAAAAACACCCAAAGGUUUUAAAUGGAUGUUUCAUUUUGGGUAGAAAUCCUUCAUAUAUACUUCAGUCAACAACAGCGUUGACGUGUCAUUUUACCACACUCAGGAUUUUACUAUUACCGUGCUUUUACACCAUAUUGAAACCUCAGGUACAAAACUAUUCAGGAACAUGUUGUCAGUCUACUCAGUAAUAAUUAUUGUGCUGUGUUUGUUGUGCAUUUCUGAUCUGUAUUUGACAUUACCAGUAUGCCUUGACACAAAGACCUCAUUUAAACCUCACUUGCUCUCAGUUUCUUAAUCUCUCAUUCUACCUCAGUAACACAAAAGACAGACGAUCUCCAACAAAGUGAUUCUCAACUCCCUCAACAGCAACGACACACAUUUGCUGUAUACACACACACACACACACACACACACACACACACAAACAAACACAUACACACACACACACACACACACACACACACACACAGAGAUAGAGAGACACGUACACACAUACAAACAGGUUCAUGUGCAGAUAUACAACACAGACAGGCAAAGGGUUUUCAAGACCUACAUACCAACACACAGAAGCAACUAGUACACUCCUACAGAGGAUUUUACUAUCGGUGUACAAAUAAAAGCAUCAUUUCUUUAAAAAAAAAAAAAUUUUGUUAAAAGCUGAAAAGAGACUUGGUUUGUUCUCCUGGGAAAUAAAAUGCAGCCAAUAGUUUACAACAACUUGAUAAAAUAAUUGCUUUUUAGGGUAUAGUUCCUUAUGAAAUACUUGUUUUUUUUUUUGGGUCGCUUACUCUUUUCUCAUUUUUACUACAUCAUGUAUUUUCUGAUUCUUACACUGUAAAUUGUAUGUGUGACACUCUUAAUUCAUGUGAUUUGAAAGGAAGGGCAGCAAAUAACAACACGGUGCUGAAAUACAUUAUGAUUAUGGAAAACAACAACAACAAUCACCACAGUUGCCUUGUAUGAAAAUUGCCAAAUAAAUUGUGGGGGAUUCAUUAAUACUAAACGCUGCAUCAAUAGCCCUGCCUUUGUUUGGCCAAUUUUUAAUAGAAAAAUUACCUAAGUUGUUCCUUUCCUUCCUAAUUGGCUAUUAAAAGCAAGAGUAUAACCUUGCCGCAAUGUGACAAUAAUGUGUAAAUGCAAAAACUAUAAUGUAACAGAAGCACAAGUAGAGUCAGCAAAAGUAACACUGUUUAUUAAGGAACAUCUAUCUAAAGAUUGUGUUACUGUUCAUACCAGACCAAGUGAGGCUGUAGCAGGAAAACCCCUGAUUUUCAUUUGUUGUUGCAGAAGUUACAUGGUCUUGCUUUGAAGGGUCAGUCCACCCAAAUUACAAAAAAGAAACAUACAGUAUUUAACAUUAGUGGUAUCCAGCCAUGCAGAUAGAUUUGGCUUUAUUUGGCCAGGUUUUAAAAUAUCUGUUCCUUCUUCUGGCACUUCAAUGCAAGGGAAAUUUUAUUGGGAUUUUGUUUGUGGUCGGACAUUAUUGUGCUCAUGGUGUGAAAAGAGAAACAAAACUAUCUGCAUGAUAAGAUAACACUAGAGGUUAAGUAUGUAAACAUGUUUGUAAUUUGGGAGAACGCACAUUUUAGGGUUAACUCAUUAAAAAAAGUUGUACAUUUUAUCUGUAAUAAUUCAGUAACAAUUUACUUGUCAUACACCUGUAGGAUGCUGUUGGUAUUUUGGAGGACCAUGUAUCUCUAGAUUACCAAAUUAUUUUGUUCUAAAAAUCAAAGGUUUCUAGCCUCCAGUCUGUUUUUACAGAAAUAUAUUUUGAUACCUUGUUGGACAGGAUUUCUGCAUUUAAACUGACAGCCUGUUGCAAUUGCUUCUGCUGUCAUCCUGCGUGGUAGACAUUUAUCCAACUACAUAUCACUUACUGGUCGUCCAUUACAUGACUUGAAUAUUACCCAUUAUUUACUGUAUAUAUCAAGUGUUCUUUCCACCUAAAACUUGCUUAUUUUAUCACUGAUUACAUGUUGUAUCCCAGUAAUUUUAUGUAUUUCAGCACUGUUGACUAAAUUGCUGCCAGAGAAGCUUAAUUCAUUUACAGACAGGUAUGUUUUCAUGUUCAACUGCAUUGACUUUACUUUUUUUGCCCUCUGGACUACCUCUGAAAACUAACAAGCCUGGGAAAUCUCUGAGGAAGUUGUUGGUUAGUCGUACCUAACCUUUUUCCAUCAGACCCUGCAGGCGAUGUGGAUCAUGAAAUCUUGAAAUAACUGUCAAACUAGUACUGUUGUAGUCCACUCAUCUCAUCUCACUACAUUCAUAUCACCAUAAUGAAUGGAAGUCAGCCUGAAGGGUGCCUGUUAAUUUAACUACAGCUAAGUCAAUGUUUGUUAUUUUACACAAGCUGUGUCUGGAUAUUUACUCUCUAUAUGGGGAAAAUGUAGUUCUGUGAUCUUACUAAUAGUGAUAUAGUUACAUACAGUACUUGAUCCAUUUUCAACUAUUGAAAAGUUGAAGUGUAACUUGAGAAAUCAUCUUUUAUCCCUUACUUUUAACACCAUUUUGUAGUUAUGUUAUUGAUGUGUCCUCAUCCACUUCAUUAAUACAACUCACAAACCUGUGAUAUAUAUUUUGUUAUGAUUCUUUACCAUGUGAUUUGUGUUAUCCUGCUUCUUUAUUGCUUAUCAAUAAAAUAUCACACGUA
This is a messenger RNA of Dicentrarchus labrax (European seabass), 4614 nucleotides long. RefSeq names its product high mobility group AT-hook 2b. The transcript has 6 exons. Gene Ontology annotation, biological process: regulation of DNA-templated transcription. The record is from RefSeq and is a predicted model, not a curated record. Bases 420 to 782 code for a protein of 120 amino acids. Lineage: Eukaryota; Metazoa; Chordata; Actinopteri; Moronidae. Gene Ontology annotation, cellular component: chromatin; nucleus. Gene Ontology annotation, molecular function: transcription coregulator activity; DNA binding.